AGUUUGCUACAGUACGCUGGAUACUGCACCAAAUAUUGUCUAAAUUGUGGUCUGAUUAACAAUAAAUUCAUUAAAAAAUAAAAUGAAAUUUGCUGGUCCGUUUGUGAGUCCGAGUGGAUUCGGUUACGUUAUCCACUAGGAUGACGAAGGCAUGUGAUACUCUACCUCUGAUUGGCUUACCGUAACCAAUUUCCCACCUCAUGCUUAAAUCUAGCCAAUCAGAGGUAGAGUAGGGCGGGCCAAAAACAAAUUUCCGUACCACUCGGUUUUACAUGAAGAAAUUAUUUUUCCUACACUCCCUGAAUGCAGCAGUAGCAAGUUGUUUCGUACGGUAGCAGCAUCACACCACGGCAUGAAUGGGUGUGUGUUGAGCUCAAUAUAUCCAUUGUCGGGCCUCGUCAAAAAAUUGCGUCCCGGGGAACUUAUACAUGGUAUUUUGAUAACACUGUGAUUAUAUGGCUGCUAUCGGCCAGGAAUCACCCCCUUGAACCAGUUCUCCCAGGGCCUCGAAGCUAAAGUAGCUUAGCAUCAUCUCCUCGACCAUAACGUUAUGCUAACCGACAGAGAUUAGCUUCCUAGCUAGCCGCUAGCAGCUUUAGUCAAUGUUGAGAUAGAUUACCUAAAUGAGAAGAAAAUACGGAAACUCAAUUUUCAACAAAGUAUACCAUGUGUAAGAUAGUUUGUUUAUAUUAAAUAAUCUCAAAAUGGACCUUAAUUUUUACUCUGACCUGUCGGACGGUUGUGCUCAAAAUGUUGAUUCGGAGUUUUUGGACACCCAAUCCUAUGGUGGAUACUCUGGAGAAAAUAAGUUUCCAGAAGGCGGUGACAGUUAUCUCGCAAUCAGUGGAUCAGGACACCCUUUUUUGUCCGCUGAGCAGACAUUCCAUACUCCCAGUCUCGGGGAUGAGGUUUUUGAGAUUCCCCCAAUCUCCCUCGAUCCAGACCCGACUCUGAGCAUCAGUGAUGGAGUGUCCCACUUUGAGCUGACAGAUGGGUCCGACGGUACCGGGGGACCUUCAGGCUCAAGGAGCCUUGUUAGCAACCUGGUGGUGGAGGCCAAUGACCCUUCCUUCGCAUCCACUUUUGUGAACUCGGGCUCUCAAGGACUGGAGCAGCUGAACCUUGGGGCCAUGAGCCAGGCCGGAGGGGGAGCCCUGCUGAGCUCUUCAGCCCUGGAACUGGGGAAUUCCAGCGCUUCUCAUUUCAGCAGUUCAUCACCCAUGACUAUUGAUGUACAACUUGGUGACAUCAGUCAUGGCCUUCUGGGAAGCAGCCAGUUGAGCACAAUUAACCCAUCUGAGCUGGCACUGGGUCUCAGCGGUGAUAACAUUGGGCAUAAUUCAGAGACACCUGAGCAGCCGCUGUCAGCAACACCAUCACCAGCUGGCUCCUUGCAGGAUGAGGACAUGGAUGACUUCAAGAGGAGUGUGUUGAUAGACUCCCCCAUGUGUCUCCCCUCUUCCUCUGCCCUGUCCCACAUGUCCUCCCAUCCAGUUCCUACAUCUUUGUCUCCAGCUACAGCCAGGAGGGGUGGGGGGAAGCCAGCCGCACUGGCUUCAGUGACCGGGGUGCUGGGCGCUAAGAAAGGAAGGAAGAAGAAAGACCCAAAUGAACCCCAGAAGCCUGUUUCAGCAUACGCCUUGUUCUUCAGAGACACUCAGGCAGCCAUUAAAGGCCAGAACCCCAAUGCCUCUUUUGGAGAGGUGUCAAAGAUUGUGGCCUCCAUGUGGGACAGCCUAGCCGAGGAACAGAAACAGGUGUAUAAGAGAAAGACAGAGGCAGCCAAAAAGGAGUAUUUGAAAGCACUGGCGGCUUAUAAAGCCAAUCAGCUGACACAGCCUACCUCUGAGGAGAUGGAGACUGCCCCUUCACCACCUUCACCGGUGGUCAAUGCAACACCUGCAGCUCUUCCACUCACUGGUCAACAGGCCAUCCGCCCAGUAAUCCACAGCAACCAGGAAGAGAACACCAUCACCAACAUUUGUGCCUCCAACAUCAUCCUGGACGUCCCAGAGAUGACCACACGUUCCCGCACGGGGGCAAACAAAGCCUCAGCUCCAGCAGCAGCUUCACCCCAGAGUCAGACCAUCACCAAGAUCAUUAUCCCAAAGCACAUGUUGCAGGCGGGGGGCAAGGUGGUGACUGUGCUGCCUGGAGGGGUCCGUACUUUGCAGCCCACACUGGUAGUUUCGGGUGCCUCUCGUCAGCCACCUCCUCUGCAGCAGAUGCAGAACGCGCCGCCUCCACCACGGCUUCAGCAAAUGGCACCAGCGCCUCCACCCUUACAGGCCAAGCCCCGUGAGGGAAGCACCACACCAGGCGUCCCUGUGUCCAUCACAGCUACACCUCCGCCUCCGCUCCAGAUAAAAAUAGUUCCUGCGUCUUUGCAGGGCAAAGAGGCCCUUCCAAUUAUCGUCCCUAAUACGGUGUCAUCAUCCGAGACCACAUCUGCCCAGUCUGCACCCGUCAUGUCAGUUCAGCUGGUGAAUUCUACAGAUGUGUCAGGCAAUACAGAUGAAGAUGUAGUUACAGAAGUGCUGCAUUCAGAAGAGGAAGAGAUGGAGCUAAAUGGGUCCAGUGAUGCCACUACUAUAAAGAGUGUUUGUGUGAGGACAGGCUGUAACAACCCAGCCGUAGAGAGUGAAGACUGGGACAAAGAAUACUGCAGCAACGAAUGUGUGGCCACUCACUGCAGAGAUAUAUUCAAGGCCUGGUGCUCGAUCAGGAAUCAGGCCAUGGGAAUAGUGAAAUAAAGAACAGCCACUACAGACCACAUCAGCAAAAUACUUGUUUUUCAGUAGGAGCCAGUGGGACGGAUACAGAACUGCUUUACUACAGAGAUGUCAAAAAUGCAUUUCACUGCUGUUUUUUCACUGUAAUGUAUGUGUACUGUUGGUUUGCAGUUGCUCUUCAGGACAGUAAACAAGUAGCAUUGCUGAAUGGCAUCAAAUUAGGACAUUGUUUGCCACACAGACUAUUCUAAGGAAAAAUAGGAUAAUAAUGUAUUGUUGCGUUUGACUUUGGAUGCAGCUUUUAGUCAGGUAUCAAGGGACUUCAAGGCAGCUAGACAAAAGAUAAGCAUGAUAAAGUUGGUCAACACAUUUCUCUCAGAUUUUCUACUACACCUCAUACAGGUCAGUUUAUACUUGUUUACUGUAAAUUGUCUCAUUCUCAAAACACUCUGACAGAGAACAUUUCAACCUCCAUACAGCAGACUGAGACAUGACUGCACAGUGCUCUCUGAUUUGAAAUUUGUGCUCUUGGGUGUUUUUGUGUUUCAUGUCGCUUCAUGACCAAGAGAAACAAUUCCAGUUCUUUUACUGCAAACUACGGCUGAAAUGCAUCUUAGUUUGAGUGGAGCAACAAUUUGUAUUAUUGUAUACCUUGUUUUUGUACUGAGAAUAGUGGCCUUCCAGGUUUGAUACUGCCUUCAUUUUUUUGUGAACAUCCUGUUCAGAUUAUUGUUGUUAAAAAAAGGUUCAACUUUCAUGUUUUCUUAAUAAAAGGGCAAAUUUGCUUGA
Molecule: messenger RNA, 3521 nt
Organism: Plectropomus leopardus (leopard coralgrouper)
Lineage: Eukaryota; Metazoa; Chordata; Actinopteri; Perciformes; Serranidae
Gene: tox4a
Product: TOX high mobility group box family member 4 a
Biological process (GO): regulation of transcription by RNA polymerase II
Cellular component (GO): nucleus
Molecular function (GO): chromatin DNA binding
Source: RefSeq, a predicted model, not a curated record